CAUUAGUUUGCGAAAUUUAUCUGCUGAACUUUACUCUCGCAAAUUGUAAAAAUGGCUGGUCUUGCACGUCCAGUGUACAUCGUAGCGGCUAAGAGAACCGCGUUUGGCACAUUUGGAGGAAAACUAAAGGGUAUAACGGCAACUGUGCUGGGACAACAUGCCGCUGUUGCUGCGAUGGAAGCAGGAAAAGUUGAUCCAGCGAUUGUGGACUCAUCCGUGUUUGGUAACGUUAUCCAGAGUGCAUCAGAUGCAGCCUAUAUCUCAAGACAUAUUGCCCUGAAGGCCAAUGUCCCUGUUACGACUCCAGCUUUGACUUUGAACAGACUCUGUGGUUCAGGUUUCCAGGCAGUUGUCACAGCAGCACAGGAGAUUCAGCUGGGUGAAAGUGACAUUGUUUUGUGUGGAGGCUCAGAGAACAUGAGUCAAGCACCAUAUGCCCUUAGAGAUGCUAGAUUUGGAACAAAAUUAGGACUUGACUUAAAGCUUGAGGACACUUUGUGGCAAGGUUUGACCGAUUUUCAUGCUAAAAUGCCUAUGGGUGUCACUGGAGAAAAUCUUGCAGAAAAAUACAAUAUCACAAGGCAAGAAUGUGACGAGUUUGCUCUGCUAUCUCAGAAAAGAUGGGCUGAAGCUCAUGCAGAUGGCCGAUUUGUUGAAGAAAUUGUUCCUGUGACUGUGAAAGGCAGGAAGGGACCAGAGGAAUUUAAGGUUGAUGAACAUCCUAAGCCAGACAGUACUAUAGAGCAGCUGGCAAAGUUAGCACCAGUGUUUAAAAAAGAUGGAACAAUUACUGCUGCCAAUGCUUCUGGCAUAUGUGAUGGGGCUGCAGCACUCAUUUUAGUCAGUGAGAAAGCCCUGAAGGAACAUAACUUCACUCCUCUCGCAAGAAUUGCUUCAUAUUCUGUGGCUGGUGUAGAGCCAUCAAUCAUGGGAAUAGGUCCUGUCCCAGCAAUUAAAGCAGCUCUAAAUAAAGCUGGAAAGAGUCUGCAAGACAUGGCACUGGUUGAGGUGAAUGAAGCAUUUGCUCCUCAGUUUCUUGCAGUUCAAAGGGAACUUGAACUGGACAUGAACAAGACAAAUGUGAAUGGUGGAGCAAUUGCUUUAGGGCACCCAGUAGGCACCUCAGGAGCAAGAAUCACAGGGCACUUAGUGCAUGAGCUGCGUCGAAUUGGUGCUAAGUAUGCUGUUGGUUCUGCAUGUAUAGGAGGUGGUCAGGGUAUAGCUGUUGUUCUUGAAAAUGUUCAAUGAGUUGAAUCUUUGCAGUUGAACUGGAAAAGAGAAUUUCAGCAACAUUUUUGUGGAAUUCUUAUGAAGAAAAAUAUUUUUGCUUGGAAAGAGUGUAUGAAUGUGAAGGUUACCAAAGACCUUUGUACGAGUUAAGCUUAAAAACACUAUGGCAAGUUGUUUGUCUAUUAGUUUCAAAAGUGCUGGUGAGACAUUUGGCUUGCUUGCAGGCUUUUUCAGGUAGUAUCUAAUUUAUUGCUUGGACAAAACACCUCAACACUCAUCCCAGUUUUGAGGCUUGUAUCCAGAAUCAUUUCUUUAGCAUAUAUUAAAAUAGAUUUUAACUUAAACCUGCCUUAAUUUCACUCACAAACUGUGGUUAUUCAAUUUUACCUUUGUUGACUUUGAGCUGUUGAUGAAAAAAAUCAGUGAAAACUGUAAAAAGAAGGUCUUAAUUUAAGGUUAUUUUAAUUACUGUUUAUGACUCUUCACAGAAUAAAGAAGACAAGCUUUGUUUUUACCACUUUCAAAUGA
Messenger RNA from Pocillopora verrucosa, 1758 nucleotides. Its product is annotated as 3-ketoacyl-CoA thiolase, mitochondrial-like. Gene Ontology annotation, molecular function: acyltransferase activity, transferring groups other than amino-acyl groups. Gene Ontology annotation, cellular component: mitochondrion. The record is from RefSeq and is a predicted model, not a curated record. Lineage: Eukaryota; Metazoa; Cnidaria; Anthozoa; Scleractinia; Pocilloporidae.